Messenger RNA from Dictyostelium discoideum AX4, 735 nucleotides. RefSeq lists its product as hypothetical. The coding region runs from base 1 to 735 and encodes 244 amino acids. The record is from RefSeq and is a predicted model, not a curated record. NCBI's taxonomy places the organism in Eukaryota, Evosea, Eumycetozoa, Dictyosteliales, Dictyosteliaceae. The transcript has 2 exons.
AUGUUAUUUAUAUUAUAUAUUGGGGUAAUGAAUGACAUCAUUAAUAAUAUUUUAAUAAAUGAAAUUAAAUGGUGGAAAGAAUGUAUAGGUAUAAAACAAAUACAAGAAUUAACAUCAAUUGGAUAUAAUGUAGAGAAUUUAUUAUUCUUUGGCGAAAUAAUGUUCACAUUGAAGGGACUAAAAUUCUUAACGUUAAUAACCGAGUUUUCAAAUCUUCAUAUUGGUGGUGAUGGCAAUGGUUUAAUAUCGUUGAAUCAAAGUUUCAUUGAUAAUGUUUUAUCAGAACCACUUAACAGAUUCUCAUCAAUUAUAGAUUAUAAAAUCAUUGACAAGUUAGAGACAUCGAAUUGUUCAUUCAAGAAUUGUUUAUUGGUUUAUAAUAAGCUUCAUCCAUUAUACAAUCAAGAGUUUAUUCAAUUGAUUAGUUCAUCGACAUUAUCAAAUGGUUCAAUUGAAUUAUAUUUAAAAGAAAAUCAACUCUCAAAAUUAUUAGAUUAUCCAUUCACUUUAAAAGAGAAUGUCAAUAGUGGUAAUGAUAGUCAAGAUUCACAAAUCGAUGAAAUUAUGGAUAUAGGCUAUCAAUCUGAAAAUAAUAGAGUUAUCUUUAGUUAUUUUUGUACAUUUGAUCAAUUAAAAUCAAAUAGAGAUUUAAUAGAAUCACAUUUUAAAAAAUAUUCGAAUAUAUUCUUUGAUACUUUUGAAAAAGAAUUAAAAUUAAAAGUUUCUUUUACUUAA